This is a messenger RNA of Sinocyclocheilus grahami, 2477 nucleotides long. Its product is annotated as ATP-binding cassette sub-family G member 2-like. The transcript is spliced from 15 exons. Bases 77 to 2239 code for a protein of 720 amino acids. The record is from RefSeq and is a predicted model, not a curated record. Gene Ontology annotation, biological process: transmembrane transport. Gene Ontology annotation, molecular function: ATP hydrolysis activity; ATP binding; riboflavin transmembrane transporter activity. Lineage: Eukaryota; Metazoa; Chordata; Actinopteri; Cypriniformes; Cyprinidae. Gene Ontology annotation, cellular component: plasma membrane.
CACACACACACACUCGCUCCUCACAUAAUCGCGCGCUGCGGAUCGGCUCUGCUUCAGCUGCUCCUCAGGUGUUGUGAUGGCAGACACGGCCGUUCAGAUGAGCAGAGUCGCAGAUCUGGAGAACAAUGUGUCCACCAGGACGAGCUCCUCUUCGGCCAGACGAGGAGCGACCGUGAGCUUCCACAGCAUCAGCUACAGCGUGAAGAUGAAGAGCGGCUUCCUGUGCAAGAGGAAGCUCACGCAGAAGAACAUCCUCAUCCAGCUCAAGUUUCUGGACGUUCUAGCCGCUCGUAAGGAUCCUGCUGGUCUCUCUGGAGAGGUUCUUAUCGACGGAGCUCCACAACCUCCAAACUUCAAAUGUCUGUCUGGAUACGUAGUGCAGGAUGAUGUGGUCAUGGGGACGCUGACCGUUCGCGAGAAUCUGCGUUUCUCAGCGGCUUUACGGCUCCCGAAGUCGAUCCGUCAGCGAGAAAAAGAUGAGAAGGUUGAGAGACUGAUUCAGGAGCUGGGGUUGAGCAAAGUGGCCGAUUCACGGGUGGGCACGCAGCUGAUUCGUGGCAUUUCAGGCGGAGAGAGGAAGAGGACGAACAUCGGCAUGGAGCUGAUCAUUGAUCCGCCGGUGCUUUUCCUGGACGAACCCACCACCGGCCUGGACGCCAGUACAGCCAACUCUGUCCUCAUGCUGCUCAAGAGAAUGGCGAACAGCGGUCGCACCAUCAUCCUGUCCAUCCAUCAGCCGCGGUACUCUAUCUACCGGCUGUUCGACAGCCUCACGCUGCUGGUGGGAGGAAGGCUGGUGUAUCACGGGCCGGCUCAGGAUGCCCUGGACUACUUCAUGCAGAUCGGAUACACCUGUGAACCUCAUAACAACCCUGCUGAUUUCUUCUUGGAUGUCAUCAAUGGAGACUCCACCGCCGUCACUCUCAACAAGUUAAACGGCAAUGAGGACCUGGACCAGGAGCAGCUGAGUUCAUCUCUGAAGGGCAUCGAGGACCGUUUGGUGGAGGAAUACAAGAACAGCUCCAGCUACAAACAGACCAAAAGCGAGCUGGAGCGAAUCGUUCAGGGACAGGACUACAGCACUCGACCCAAAUCCAGAACCAUCACCUACAACACGUCCUUCUUCCACCAGUUCAACUGGGUUCUCAAGAGAACCUUCAGGAACCUCAUGCUGAACCCGCAGACCUCAUUCGCUCAGAUCGGAGUGACGAUUUUCCUGGCUCUGGUUGUUGGAGUCAUAUUUUUUGGAGUGAAGGAUAAUUCGAGCGGCAUUCAAAACAGGAUAGGUGUGCUCUUCUUCAUCACCAUCAAUCAGUGCUUCAGCGCUGUUUCUUCAGCUGAACUCUUCAUCGCAGAGAGGAAUCUGUUUGUGCACGAGUACAUCAGCGGAUACUACAGAGUGUCGGUGUACUUCCUGUCUAAGAUCCUGUCUGACAUCCUGACUCUGCGCACCAUCCCGGCCUUCAUCUUCAGCUGCGUGGCGUACUGGAUGAUCGGACUGAAGGCGUCUGCCGAGCCGUUCUUCAUCUUCUUGUUCUCCAUCAUUCCCUGUUCAACAGGCGAGGGCUUUCUGAGCGCUCAGGGCAUUGAUUACUCAACCUGGGGUUUGUGGCAAAAUCAUUUGGCUCUGGGAAUCAUGACCCUCAUCUUCCUCAUCAUCGCUUACCUCAAGAGUUUACAGCGUGAGACCGAUGCUCCUCCACCGAGUGUGUUGAGUUUACAGCGUGAGACCGAUGCAUCUCCACCGAGUGUGUUGAGUUUACAGAGUGAGACCGAUGCUCCUCCACCGAGUGUGUUGAGUUUACAGAGUGAGACCGAUGCUCCUCCACCGAGUGUGUUGAGUUUACAGAGUGAGACCGAUGCUCCUCCACCGAGUGUGUUGAGUUUACAGAGUGAGACCGAUGCUCCUCCACCGAGUGUGUUGAGUUUACAGCGUAAGACCGGUGCUCCUCCACCGAGUGUGUUGAGUUUACAGCGUAAGACCGGUGCUCCUCCACCGAGUGUGUUGAGUUUACAGCGUAAGACCGGUGCUCCUCCACCGAGUGUGUUGAGUUUACAGCGUGAGACCGAUGCAUCUCCACCGAGUGUCUGUUCAACAGGCGAGGGCUUUCUGAGCGCUCAGGGCAUUGAUUACUCAACCUGGGGUUUGUGGCAAAAUCAUUUGGCUCUGGGAAUCAUGACCCUCAUCUUCCUCAUCAUCGCUUACCUCAAGCUGCGCUUCAUCAAGAAAUUCUCCUAAACACAAGCUUGUGGUCUUCCUCACACACUCCGACAACAUCCACCACAUCCCACAGAUAUUACACGCACUGUUUCCCACUCAAACACCAUCGUAUGCUGAAGGAAAUCAUACAAACACAUCCAGUUAUGCUUCAGACACAAAUCAUGUGAAGCAUUGACAUUGUUCAGGUUUAUUGUUCUAAACUUUUCACACUAAAGAUUUGUAUCAGAAAUCUAGUUUUUUAUUAUGUUCAAAAUAU